UGCGCACUUGGUGUAAACAGGAAGAACCGACGAAAAGAAAAGUAGGCUAAAUCUACCGUAAAGACAAUGAUCGGAGUACUACGAGACAGCUUCGUGUUUUUCUGUUUGUAUUAACUAACAUCGAUGAUGUUUUGCAUCACCUGAUCAAAAUAUCGAUUACAUCCGGAGAAAGCAGUCGAUACAUUUUCGUAAAACCCGAUUUGGCAGUACAGUGGGCAAGCUAACGUUAGUCAGACAGUGACGCGAUAUAUUUCCUGUAGGUUUGGCUUGGCUGGUUGACCUACUAAACUACAUUUCAGUAUACAUUUAUAUAUCCCGUCGGGAUUCGUCUUAAAUCGUCGACGUUGCACCGAGGGAGAUUGUGAACAAUGGUUCAAAAGGAUAAAACGUUGGAGUCUCCUCAAGUGGAUGGCGAACCGAGCCCCAGCCCAGUCUCCGGAGAGGUUUGUGUGGAGGCCCCGGGCUUGGUGGAGGAGUCCGUCAUUGGAGUCGAGCCAACGGGCCACAGGAAGUUUAUAAGCGGAGUCGUGGAAGGCUUUUAUGGUCGGCCAUGGACAAUGGAACAAAGGAAAGAGCUGUUCAGAAGGCAGCAGAAAUGGGGACUGAAUACGUACCUUUAUGCUCCCAAAGACGACUACAAACACAGAAUGUUCUGGAGAGAGCUGUAUUCAGUGGAAGAAGCAGAGCAACUCAUGACUUUAAUCGGUGCUGCUAAGGAGCACGGUAUAGAGUUCAUUUAUGCCAUUUCCCCCGGACUGGACAUCACCUUCUCCAAUCAGAAAGAGGUCACUGCACUUAAGAGGAAACUUGAUCAGGUUACUCACUUUGGCUGCAAGUCAUUUGCCUUACUUUUUGAUGAUAUCGACCACAACAUGUGCCCUGCUGAUAAAGAAGUGUUCAGCUCAUUUGCACACGCUCAGGUUUCCAUUACCAACGAAAUUUACCAGUAUCUGGGAGAGCCCGAAACCUUCCUCUUCUGCCCAACAGAGUACUGUGGAACAUUCUGCUACCCAAAUGUCCCUCAGUCCCCCUACCUCCACACCGUAGGAGAGAAGCUACUGCCUGGCAUUGACGUCCUAUGGACAGGACCCAAAGUGGUAUCCAAAGAUAUCACGGUGGAGUCUAUUGAAGAGGUGUCAAAGAUCCUAAGGAGAGCCCCUGUAAUCUGGGACAAUAUUCACGCCAAUGAUUAUGACCAGAAGAGGCUUUUCUUGGGCCCAUACAAGGGACGCUCCACAGAGCUCAUCCCAAGACUGAAGGGAGUCCUCACCAACCCUAACUGCGAGUUUGAAUCAAACUUCGUAGCGAUCCACACUCUGGCGACCUGGUACAAGUCUAAUAUGAAUGGGGUGCGGAAGGACGUGGUCAUGACUGAUGGUGAGGACAGUACUGUGUCCAUCCAAAUCAAGUUAGAGAAUGAGGGCAGUGAUGAAGAACUGGAGACAGACAUGCUAUACAGCCCACAGCUAGCUCUCAGACUGGCUCUCACUGAGUGGCUGGGAGAAUUUGGUGUGCCUCACCAAUACAACAGCCGACAGGUGCCUCAGAGUGGUGCCAAGAGCACGGCCAUAGACGUGUCAUCCAUGGCUGCUCCAUCACUUUGUUCAUCGACAACAGUCACAACCGUGUUCCAGCAGCCCAUCAUGUCUCCAGCAAUGCCUCCUCUCUGUCUGGACCCUCUGUCACUCCCCUUGGUAAAAAGACCCGAGGAGGUAGAGGAGGUGGAGGUAGAAAAGAAGGAUUCUGAUGAGGAGCCCAUGGAGAUGGUGGUUGAGAAGCAGGAUGAGUCUGUACCAGAAGUAGCAGCUGAUCUCGAAGAGAAGCACAUUGGUCCUAUCUUAGCUGACAAAAUGGCCGAGGACCUGAAACCUAUGGAUACAGAUAAAGAGAGUCUGGCAGAGUCCAAGUCCCUUGAAGAGUCGAUUCAGGAGGACUCUGGGAGCGACAUUGCACCAAUGCAGACAGACGAUCAGCUCAAACAGGUGCCACAGGCAUUUGAGGUGUUUGUACCUGGACCCAACGAGAAACCGCUGUUUACAGCAGAGCCCCUCACACUUGAGGACCUGUGCAUGCUGGCAGAGCUCUUCUAUCUGCCUUACGAGCACGGACCCAAGGCCGUUCAAAUGCUGAAGGAGUUCAACUGGCUGAGGGCCAACAGCAGCGUGGUCAGCGUUAACUGCAAGAGGAAGGAAAGUGAAAAGGUGGCAGAAUGGCAACUGAGAGCAGAGAAGUUUGAGGAGAUGUGCUGCUCAGUCAUCCAGAUGUUCACACGGCUGUCAAAUACAGCCAACCGCACCAUCCUGUACGACCUCUACCCUUACAUCUGGGACAUCAAGAGCAUCCUUUCAAUGGUCAAGUCUUUUGUCCAGUGGCUAGAUGGAAGAAUCCACAGUACAAGUUUCUACUGCUAUUGGAUCGACAGUGGCCGAUGGUGUCGUAGUCAGUCCUCAGCACAGUUCCUUAGAGGAGACCAAGAGCCCUGGGCCUUUAGGGGAGGUCUAGCAGGAGAGUUCCAGAGAUUGUUGCCAAUAGAUGGGGCAAACGAUCUUUUCUACCAACCUCCACCUUCACUGCCAACCUCCAAAAUCUAUUCCAUACGGCCGUACUUUCCCAAAGAUGAGACUGCAGUUUAUAAAAUAUGUAAAGAAAUGUACUGUGAAGGAAUGGAGGAUGAACCAUUCUCUGAAGGGGAGCCUGACCUCAUAGGAGACAGGUUAGUUGGAGGUCUCCUGACACUGAGUUCAGACUACGGCUUUGUGCUGGAGGACGAUGAAGGGAUCUGCGGUUACGCUGUCGGCACAGUCGACGUUAAACCCUUCAUCAAGAAAUGCAAAUUGAGCUGGAUUCCCUUCAUGCAAGAGAAAUACCACAAACCUGACUGCGAGAAGGACCUCUCAGAGGCCGAGAAGAUGAUGCUGAGUUUCCAUGAGGAUGAGGAGGGACUUCCAGACUCUUUCCUCUCCAAUUUCCCUUCUCUCAUCAAGGUGGACAUUCACGCCAAAGUCACCGACCCCAGUGUGGCCAAAAGCAUGAUGGGGUGUCUGUUAUCUUCCCUUAAGGCCAACGGGUCCAUGGGUGCGUUCUGUAAGGUUCGUCAGAGUGAUAAGCGAAUGUUGGACUUCUAUAGUAAGCUGGGGUGCUUUGAAGUGGCCAAAAUGGAGGGCUUUCCCAAAGAUGUCAUCAUUAUGGGACGCAGCCUAUGAAGAAACCGCUGCGGCGACAGAGAGGUUGAAACAACUUAGACGCGUUUGUUACCCACGAGACGAACUGUCAUGAUGAUUUUGUUCUACAUUACCACCUGGGCGUGCCCUUGGAGAUCUGUUUUUUUUGUUUUUCUUUUGUUUUUAAGAAGUUGUGUACAGAAGCACAGCAGCCUCACACAGAUACCCCGCGCUGCCCUUAGAUGUCUCUGUUGGAUUCAGCAGAUCCAAAGUUAUAAGAUCUGAGGAGUCAUCUGCGGCCACUAUUGACCAAUAGGAUCCCACUACUCAUAUAAGGAAGUAAUAACUCCAUAAGCCUUUUUCUGAUUUAAUCCAGUAGCCAUUACACGGAUAUUAGCCACAUGCCCUAAUGCAGAGUGUCUGUGUCUGAAAUGGAGGCAGAGCUGUGACGUGAAGGUGGCCCAUUUCCCUGGUAGUGUCUUACUACCCCCACAUCCUGCUUCCCCGGCGUCGACACAGAGCAGAAACGUGCGCGUUGGACACCUUUCCGCGGGAUGUGAGGUGCUAUAUAAGAGUUUGCCUUUCAUUGUCACAUUGUGGUGUUGUCAAUGGCUCCACAGUAGACUUGGAGACGGAGGCCUUUUUACGUGGCAUGUUUCAAACACAGUGGUGUGAUGUGCAGAGUGUAGAUUUGGGGGGUUUUCGUGAACAGGACAUCGCCACAGACCAGCAAAGAAAACGUAUUCAGUGAGAACUGUUAAAAAACAACUAGGAAGUUUCUGUAGGUAAGCGAUAGGAAAGCAAUAGAAACGCUUCCACAAGUUUACAAACAUUUCUGCUUUUUGAUAAUUCAGCAGUUUAUUUCCCCUUCAUAUUGCCUUUUGGUUCUUUGCCUUUUAAUUGUAGGUUUAUGUUGCAGAUCCCUAAUACUGCCUGUGUCCGUGUCUUCUAACGCAUGACAGCUAGAUGGAGACGGGUGAUUUUGUACAUUGGCCUUGACAUUGUUCCAGAGAUGUAGCUGACGCUGACAAAGCUUUGUCCAAUCAGAACCCAGACUUCAGCACAAUAAAUCCUACAAUAAACAUGAGGCAACUGACUAACAGGAAGAGCUCAUAUCAUGAGUUAUAUAAACUUAUACAUUUACCAGUUGUUAAAAAUUGUAACUUUUGUCCGUCAUAGGUUUGUUUCCAGUGUUUUAAACAGUUUAAAUGUGACGAUUAGUCAGUUCCUUUUUGUAAGAAUGAAAGCUAAAAUCAACACUUCCUAAUAGCAGGAGCCAGUGGGACCAAAACAUUCUGAUGUGGUAUAGAAAAGUAUGAAAACAAUAUUGCAGUAAACUCCCACUGUCAUAAUAUUCCUCGUUUCUUCCGAAGCACCAAUUCUGCACCUGGAUUUUUGUGUUAGCAAGUCAUUGAUAAUCUGUAAUACCUCCCUGCGUCCAUGCUUUGUUUCAGUACUGCAUACGAAUGAAUGUAUUCUCAGUUGAGCCUCUGCGGGUGCUUUUAGGAUCACUGGGUUCAUCAUGGUUACCGUGCCAGUAGUUGGGGAUUGGAGCAGGAAUUUGUCUAUAGGCCUUUUUCCUAUCUGUCCAUUGAAUGUUUUAUAUUCUGACACAUUUCCCAUUAGUUUUUUUUUUUUGUAAAUCUAUAUAGUUGAUUUAAAACAAAAAAAAAAAGAAGCACUUUGACUUUAGAUAGGAGUGUUCUGUUGGUUACACAUGGAUCAUCAGUUGCUCUUCAGUAGCUGCCUGCCAAUGUGACGUUUUGAAACUGUACAUUGAUAAUGUGCAUGAGGUGUGUUGGAUUUGCCGUGGCAGACAUUAGAAUAACCUCAUCAGAUGCUACAUAGAGGAAGAAGCAUGCUACUCACCACUAUGAGCAUAAUACUGUUGUACUUAGACAGUCUGUAAACACUGUCAGUCAUAAAGUGUUAUUAUUUUGUAUAUCUCUUAUUGAAGCCGGCGAGCAUUUUUGGAAAACAAGGUGCUGGCCUCGUUACAAUCCCCUGUCCCGUGCGGCCGUCCUACCUGGCUCUUUCAGCAAGGUGUGAAGCUCACCAAUAAAUCGGCUGUUCAUCAGCUGAACCUGAAUUUCCACACUUGUUUUAAAAGGUUACUUUUGUCUGCCGACCAGGUUUGAUUUGUAUAAAAAAAAUUAAAAAAAAAAAAAAAAGAAAAAGGAAAAAAGGGGGCAGUGACUGAGAGAAAGGGCUCCAAUUGUACAUUCUGUGUUUAGGGUUUGGGGCGGGUUCAUUAAAGUGACAGUUUCCUGUUGUAAAAUUUGUAUGUAAGAUACAUAAAAAAAAAACAACUAAUAAAUCAUAUUAAGUGACA
Messenger RNA from Mugil cephalus (flathead mullet), 5493 nucleotides. It is a transcript of the gene oga, whose product is annotated as O-GlcNAcase. The transcript has 19 exons. Gene Ontology annotation, biological process: glycoprotein metabolic process. The coding region runs from base 369 to 3203 and encodes 944 amino acids. Gene Ontology annotation, molecular function: beta-N-acetylglucosaminidase activity. The record is from RefSeq and is a predicted model, not a curated record. Lineage: Eukaryota; Metazoa; Chordata; Actinopteri; Mugiliformes; Mugilidae.